GAUCUUUGUAGAUCAGCAGAUCCAAUGAACAGGAAACUUCCAGCAGUGGCAGAAAUGUCACAGUAGCUGUGAUCGGUCUGAUCACCGAGCGGAUUCAUCUUGGAUAGCUUUCUGAGGCUCUUCUCUGGGUGUACUGUCAUCUUUGGCAGUCUUGUCACACUCAAUGUCAAACUGCCAUCUCUCGAGGACCCCCCCAUUACCAGUGUUCACGAUGACCACCCCCAGUUUCUGCACUGAGCACUUCUACAACCAAUCUUUUCCACCACGUUGUUUAGGUAUUUCAUGAGGUCAUGAUCAGUGGUUACAAGCAGGGCAAUUUCCCCAAGAACCACUUACUUCCAGAAGAUCUGUGGACUCUGAUUUGAAGACUGGCCAUGUCAUUUCAAGUUCAAAGCAGGAGUUCCAGUUCAGAUGAUAAUGGUAUAGGGAACUUUCGCAGAAGGCUUCUGAAUAUUGAUUCAAACCUAGGGGAUCAAGCGGUAGAAAAAUUAAAGUUUCUCUGCCGUGACUUCGUCUCCCACAAGAAGCUGGAGAGGUCCAGGUCAGCCUUGGACAUUUUUGAUCAUCUCAUGACAGAAGACCUUCUGAGUGAGAAAGACCCCUUCCUCCUAGCGGAACUCCUCUGUAUCAUGCAGCAUAGCUCACUGUUGAAAUACCUCAACUGCACCAAAGAGCAAGUAAAGAGAUUGUUGCCCACCCAAAAGAAGGUCUCUCUGUUCAGAAAACUGCUCUACGAACUGUCAGAAGACAUCGACUCAGAGGACUUAAAGGACAUGAUCUUCCUUGUGCGGGAGUCGUUACCAAAAGUCCAGAUGACCUCGCUAAGUUUCCUGGAACAUCUAGAGAAACAAGCUCAAAUAGAUGCAGAUAAUCUGACAUUACUGGAGAAUCUCUGCAAAACUGUUGCAUCUAAUCUUAUGAGAAAGAUAGAAAAAUACAAAUGUGAAAAAGAAGCUGAGCAAAGCAAGCUGAGGGCCAGUGAAGUGGCAGUCUCAGCCCCUGCCCCUACGUGUUGUGUCCCAGGGGCAGAGGGAGCCAGGGGGCUACAGGAGGAAAACCUACUUUCCGGUUCAGACUUUCAGCAAUCCCUUAUCUUAACGGAAGAAACUAUGUACAGGAUGGAUCGUAAGCAUAGAGGCUUCUGUGUUAUUAUCAACAACCGCAGCUUUAACUCACUGUCAGAAAGAAAAGGGACCAAUAAAGAUGCUGAGUGCCUGAAGCUUGUGUUUCAGUGGCUUGGGUUCAUUAUAGAUAUAUAUGAUAAUGUGACUAAAAGUCACCUGGAGAAGGUUCUGCAAAAAUAUAAGAGGCAUCCAGACCAUGCUGAUGGAGACUGCUUUGUGUUCUGUGUUCUGACCCAUGGGAGAUUUGGAGCUGUCUACUCUUCAGAUGAGGCCCUAAUUCCCAUUCGGGAGAUCAUGUCUCACUUCACAGCCCAGCAGUGCCCUAGUCUGGCUAACAAACCCAAACUCUUUUUCAUCCAGGCCUGUCAAGGUGAAGAGAUACAAUCUUCUGUAUCCAUUCAAGCAGAUGCCAUAAAUCCUGAGCCAACCGACCCUCCCCUUGAGGACAGUGUUCCUGUUGAAGCAGAUUUUCUUCUUGGCCUGGCCACUGUCCCCGGCUAUGUAUCUUUUCGUCACAAGACAAAAGGAAGCUGGUAUAUUCAAGCUCUGUGUAAAUAUUUGAAGGACUACGUCCCAAAACAUGAAGACAUCUUAUCCAUCCUCACUGCUGUCAAUGACAAUGUGAGUCGACAAGGUGAAACAAAGAAACAGAUGCCUCAGCCUGUUUUCACACUACGUAAAAAAGUCAUAUUUCCUGUGCCACAGAAAGAACUUUUAUUAGAGAGUUUUCAUUGCUCUUAGACUUAAGAACCUUCUCUCCCAACUUCCCACCUACCAUAGGAAUCAGUGACAGGUGGUAAACUGGCCUUUGUCUACUAUUCUAGUAAUAAGAAAUGCUCUAUUUUCUGACACAGUAAAUUCUGCCCCCCCCCCCACCUUUAAACAAGUCUAAAUGCUACAAAACUUUUUUUUUUUUAAACUGAUGCCUUGGAUUCUAGUCUUGGUUUUGGCUGUACACCCUGAGAAAAAGUAACUGGCUUUGGUUUAUGUAUCUGUGAAGUAAAAGGUGGGACCAGGAACAUUUUAAGGUUUCUUUUAGCUGUAAGAACCAAUGUUCUUAAAUUUCCUCUUUAUAUGACCACUCCUUGUUGUAAGGGACCGCUCUUGUGUCCCCUCUGCAGGGCCUUGUUUUGGACAUUGGCCAAUGAGGAGAUCGUGGUUCACUGACUCACCCUCUGCUCUCCCCUUCCCAAGGUGUUUCUUCUGCACAUCUAGUGAGGGGAAAGUUUGGUGGAUGCCAUGCCCACUUCCUGCUUUAGUGGUAAGGAAGGUGCUCCUGCAGGAAUGCUUUUCUUGGGCUGGGAACUGGGUUGGCCCUAGGAAGGUGACAGCUGAGUAUAAAAAGAGGCACACAUCCAGCUACCUGGGAGCAGACACUUUUAAAAUUCAGGUUUUGAACAUUUUUAUGUAUGUGAACUCUUUUUUCAAUUUCAAGAGGAAUUUUUCUUUUUUAAUUCUUGGGCAGAGGGAAAUCCAAGGUGCUGUGGUUAAGACCUUCAUUUAUAGACGAGGAUGCUGAGGCCCAAGGAGGAAGGGCAAUUUGCUACCAGCCAGUCAUUGUUUACAUGAUAUUAUUUCCCAUGUGCGUGAACUGGACUGUCAGGGACAUAGCAGGACGUUAUGAACGUCUCUGUGGAUAUGCAGAUGCUCAUGAAAGAUGUUAGGGAAUGAAGAAAAUUCUCAGUGAUGCCUGAUUUUAUAAUGAUUUCUGUGAAAGUCAAAUUUAUUUAUGGUGAACUUUCUAUGAGAAAUAAUAACCUUGUUAUAAUGUAGCUAGUCAUCACACGGAUUGGAAUGUAGCUUGGCAAAGGAAAUGAAUCUAAUACAUAUGUCAGGAUGGUCUUUUAAAACUAUUGUUCACACAAGUCAAAGCUAACAGCUGGUUGUUACAUAUUUGUUCAACCGCAUAUACACAGCUGUUGGCCAUUUAACAGUCCUUCUCUGCAAGGGAAGCACAGUGUGGUACAAAGGAAAGAGCAAAGAAUCUGGAGAUAGAUAGAAGAUUUGGGUUUCUGUUUUGCCCUGGGAUUCCCUUGCUCUAAGACACCAAAGCUAGUUUUUUGAGCCUUAUCUAUAAUGAGAGAAAAUAUUAUCUGUUGGGAGGAGAUAUGUGUGUGUACAUAUACACACACACACAUAUAUAUAUA
This is a messenger RNA of Molossus molossus (Pallas's mastiff bat), 3271 nucleotides long. It is a transcript of the gene CASP10, whose product is annotated as caspase 10. Lineage: Eukaryota; Metazoa; Chordata; Mammalia; Chiroptera; Molossidae. Gene Ontology annotation, molecular function: protein binding. Gene Ontology annotation, biological process: negative regulation of extrinsic apoptotic signaling pathway via death domain receptors; proteolysis. The coding region runs from base 375 to 1865 and encodes 496 amino acids. The record is from RefSeq and is a predicted model, not a curated record. The transcript is spliced from 9 exons.